CCGGCGCCCUCGGGGACCACGUCUCUGAGACCCGCGACCGGUCGCCGGCACCAUGAGGAGCAAUCGGGCCCGCAAGGGCGGAGCGGGCUCCAAGGACUUCGGCGCGGGACUCAAGUACAGCUCGGGGCUAGAGAACAUGAAUGGCUGCGAGGAAGGCGUGGAGUUCUUGCCGGUCAACAACACCAAGAAGAUGGAGAAGCGUGGCCCCCGGCGCUGGGUGGUGCUGCUGACCCUGUUCGUGGGCUUCCUGGUGCUUUCCCUCAUGACCGGGCUGCUCGUGUGGCACUUCCACUAUCGGAAUGUGCGGGUCCAGAAGGUCUUCAAUGGCUACCUGAGGAUCACAAAUGAGAACUUUCUGGAUGCCUAUGAGAACUCAAACUCCAUGGAGUUUGCAAACCUAGCGAGCAAAGUGAAAGAAGCGCUGGUGCUGUUGUACAGCAGGAACCCGGCUCUGGGUCCCUACCACAGGCAGUCGGCCGUGACUGCUUUCAGCGAGGGCAGUGUCAUCGCCUACUACUGGUCAGAAUUCAGAAUCCCGCAGUACCUGGUGGAGGAGGCUGACCGCGCCAUGGCCCAGGAGCACGUGAUCACACUGCCACCCCGCUCCCGUGCUAUGAACAACUUCGAGGUGACCUCUGUGGUGGCCUUCCCUGCUGACCCCAGAACAAUAGAGACCACCCAGGAUAACAGCUGCAGCUUUGCCCUCCACGCCCGAGGGAGUGAGCCCAUUCGCUUCACCACGCCUGGCUUCCCCGACAGCCCCUACCCAUCACACGCCCGCUGCCAGUGGACCCUGCGGGGAGAUGCCAAUUUCAUGCUCAGCCUCACCUUCCGCAGCUUCGAUGUCACACCCUGCAAAGGCAGCGGCAGUGACCGUGACCUGGUCAUGGUGUAUGACAGCCUGAGCCCUGUGGAACCCCGUGCUCUGGUGGAGCUGUGUGGCACCUACCCUCCCUCCUACAACCUGACCUUCCUCUCCUCUCAGAACGUCCUGCUCGUCACGCUGAUAGCCAACACUGAGCGACAACACCCUGGCUUUGAGGCCGUGUUCUUCCAGCUGCCUCGCAUGAGCAGCUGUGGAGGCUACUUACAGGGAAACAAUGGGACAUUUACCAGCCCCUUCUACCCUGGCCACUACCCCCCCAACAUCAACUGCACGUGGGAGAUCCAGGUGCCCAGCAACCGGAACGUGAAGGUUAUCUUCAAACUCUUCUACUUGCUGGAGCCCAAUGUCCCUCUGGGCACCUGCACCAAGGACUAUGUGGAGGUCAACGGGGAGAAGUACUGUGGAGAGAGGCCCCAGUUUGUGGUUGCCAGCCAGAACAACAGGAUCACCGUCCGCUUCCAUUCGGAUCAGUCCCACACCGACACGGGCUUCUUGGCUGACUAUGUGUCUUACGACUCCAGCGACCCAUGCCCAGGGAAGUUCAUGUGUAAAACGGGGCGAUGCAUCCGGAACGAGCUGCGCUGCGAUGGCUGGGCCGACUGCACGGACUACACCGAUGAGCUCAACUGCCAAUGCAAUGCCACAUACCAGUUCACGUGCAAGAACAAGUUCUGCAAGCCCCUUUUCUGGGUCUGUGACAACGUGAACGACUGUGGGGACAACAGCGACGAGCAGGACUGUAAUUGUCCAGCUCAGACCUUCAAGUGCACCAAUGGGAAGUGCCUCCCGCGAAACCAGCAGUGUGACGGGAAGGACAACUGUGGAGACGGGUCAGAUGAAGCCAAGUGUGACAGCGUGAGCGUCGUCACCUGCACCAAACACACCUAUCGCUGCCACAACGGACUCUGUGUGAGCAAGGGCAACCCUGAGUGCGAUGGGAAGAAGGACUGUAGUGACGGCUCAGAUGAAAAGGACUGUGAUUGUGGGCUGCGGUCGUUCAGCAGGCAGUCUCGGGUCGUUGGAGGCGAGAAUGCAGACGAAGGCGAGUGGCCCUGGCAGGUGAGCCUCCAUGCCAAGGGCCAUGGCCACGUGUGUGGGGCUUCACUCAUCUCGCCCAGCUGGAUGGUGUCUGCAGCUCACUGCUACAAGGACGAGAGAGGAUUCAGCUACUCUGACCCCAAAAUGUGGAAGGCCUACCUGGGCCUGCAUGACCAGAGAAAGCGCAGUGCCCCAGGGGUGCAGGAGCUCGGACUCAAGCGCAUCAUCAGUCAUCCCUCCUUCAACGACUUCACUUUUGACUACGACAUCGCGCUGCUGGAGCUGGAGAAGCCGGUGGAGUACAGCAGCACCAUCCGCCCCAUCUGCCUACCGGACACCUCACAUUCCUUCCCCACGGGCAAGGCCAUCUGGGUGACCGGCUGGGGCCACACAGAAGAGGGAGGCUCCGCGGCCAUGAUCCUGCAGAAGGGCGAGAUCCGGGUCAUCAACCAGACCACCUGCGAGAAGCUGCUGCCGCAGCAGAUCACCCCGCGCAUGAUGUGCGUGGGCUACCUCAGCGGGGGCGUGGACGCCUGCCAGGGCGAUUCCGGGGGUCCCUUGUCCAGUGUGGAGGCGGAUGGCCGGAUCUUCCAGGCGGGUGUGGUGAGCUGGGGUGACGGCUGCGCGCAGAGGGACAAGCCAGGCGUGUACACCAGGCUGCCAGUGUUUCGGGAAUGGAUUAAAGAGCAGACGGGGGUGUAGAUGCAGGGGCUUCCCACCUUCUGCGCCAACAGCACGUACACCCGAGGACUGAGGACAGGCUCGCUAACUGCACCCCGCUCGGGGCCCCCUGAACCCAGACUGUGAACUGAGUCCUCAGGGCCCUGAAAAUGGCGAAUUGGCCUGGAGAGCCCCUCACCUCCCGCAUCUGCACAGCGCUGAUGGGCGCUUGAGAGGGGAGGCCGCCAGAUGUGCCUGGGAGGACCGAGGUCUGAAGACACAGCCCAAGCUGGGCGAAGCCUCUUUCUCCAAGAUCUGCCUCUGCCUCGGAUAUGAGGGCAGCAGCACUGUUGCCUCUGGGACCCUCAGAUGGGGAUUCUGUGGACUCCUCGAGUCAGGCUCCUCUGCAACCCAGGCCAGAAGGACUCUAGAAGACUGCUGAGUCUCAGAUUGGAAUUGUUUGACCAGA
Messenger RNA from Talpa occidentalis (Iberian mole), 3053 nucleotides. RefSeq names its product ST14 transmembrane serine protease matriptase (gene ST14). Gene Ontology annotation, biological process: proteolysis; acrosome reaction. Bases 53 to 2626 code for a protein of 857 amino acids. Gene Ontology annotation, molecular function: protein binding; serine-type endopeptidase activity. The transcript is spliced from 19 exons. Gene Ontology annotation, cellular component: membrane. NCBI's taxonomy places the organism in Eukaryota, Metazoa, Chordata, Mammalia, Eulipotyphla, Talpidae. The record is from RefSeq and is a predicted model, not a curated record.